Caretta caretta (loggerhead turtle) is the source of this 6416-nucleotide messenger RNA. It is a transcript of the gene SOWAHB, whose product is annotated as sosondowah ankyrin repeat domain family member B. Gene Ontology annotation, molecular function: protein binding. The record is from RefSeq and is a predicted model, not a curated record. NCBI's taxonomy places the organism in Eukaryota, Metazoa, Chordata, Testudines, Cheloniidae.
CAGGGACUGGUCUCAAGGAGAAGGGCGAGCGUCUCCCUGCGGUGCCAGCAGCUGCCCAGGAGAGGGGGUGCAGGCCGGGGGCCAUGCUGGGCUCGCUGGGCAGGGGCGAGGUGACAGCCCCCCGCUGCUGCGCUGGCCGGCCGGGGGCUGCCCUGCCCGGGUGUCGGUGACCCGCACCGAGAGACGGGGGCAGAGCCAUGGCCAGGGAGCUGAGCCAGGAGGAGCUGCUGGAUUUCCUCUGCCAGGCCGGCGGGCGAGUGACCAACGCCGCCUUGCUGGGGCACUUCAAGCGCUUCCUGCGGGACCCCGGGGCGGCCGGGCAGGUGCAGCAGCGCCGGGAGCAGUUCAAGAGCCUCGUGAACUCGGUGGCCACGGUGAAGCAGGAGGCGGGCGGCGGCCCCAAGUACGUGGUGCUGAGGAGAAGGUACCGGGACCUGCUGGGCGAGAAGCUGAGGCCACCUGCCGCGGAGCCGCCCCCCGGGCCCGGGCGGUGCCAGGGGCAGGGCCUGGCCGGUGCGCCCCCGGGGAAGGAGGCGGCUCCUCCAGCCGCCCAGCCAGGGAGCGGAGCGGGCUCCGCGGGAGGCCGGGGGAGCGGGGCGCACGGCGGGCUCCGGGAGCAGCAGCGCCCGGCCCCCCGCGGCCGCCUCCCCCGGGAUCAUCCCCGCUCCUGCCCGGGCGGAGCUGGCCGGGGGGCUCCCGGCCUCCCCCAGGCUGACUCAGGGAGGCAGGGAGCGGAGCCGCCUCCUGCCCCGGCUCGGGCCGCGGGCGGCCAGGGGCCCCCCCCGGAGCGCUGCGCCCCGGGCCCGGAGCUGCGCCGGGCUGCCCCGCUCGCCCUCCCCGGGGCGCCCCGGGCUCCCGGCCCCUGCGCUCCCGCUUGGCUCCGGCAGCAGCGGACCCAGGAAUGGGUGGAGGGGAGCCGAGGUGCGGGGCAGGCGGCCCGGGACAGCUGGUCCGCUCCUCUCUCGGCCGACGGCAGCUGCCCGGCCCCGGCCCCGGCCCGGGCGCUCCCCGAGGGUGGCUGGAGGUGCCCCCCGCCCAUCUUCAGGAGCAUCCGCUGCCAGCUGGCCCUGCAGGACCUGGAGGAUUUCGUGGAGCAGGCGAGCCCCGGGAGCGAAGGGGGCAGCGGGGGUGGCACCGGCAGCGAGGGGAGCGACUCCCCGCAGGAGGUGGGGGACAGGGCUGCCAGUCCCUCCGGGGGAGCAGGCCAAGGGCCCAGGGACCCAGGGGUGCUAGCCUCACGCUGCCAGCCGCUCAGCAACGGGGCCCCCAGCCACCGCUACCUCCGCAGCAAGGGCAGGGCCAACGGGCAGGUGGUGGAGGUGAAUGGCACCGCGCCCUGCACCCGCCACUCCUUCAGGAGCAAGAGUGCCCAGGGGAGCAGCAGGGUGUCCUCUUCCGAGGAUGAGCUGAGGGCCCAGGACCAGGGGAGGAGAGGCCGGCGCCCCCGGAGAUCCAGGAAGAUGGCCAAGGGGGCAAUAUUGGCUUCCCCAGGUGUGGACACUCCCAUCAUGUUCCAGUUCUUGGGCUCUGUGCAAAGACAGACUUGUGUGCCUGCAGAGGAGGUGCUGCCCGUCCCGCAAAGACCUUUGGACUCCAGGCCCUCCUCUGUCCCGCUAGACCCCAGGGAACACAACUGGAUCAUCAUGGUGGCUGCUGGCUCCUGGGUGCAGGUCCGGGCACUCUUCCUGGAAGAUCCCCAGCUUGCUUUGCAGAGGGACUUUAUUUCAGGCUACACCGCACUCCACUGGAUCGCCAAACAUGGAGCCAAUCAAGUGCUCCAGGACUUGGUCAGCGGGGCCGAGAAAGCGGGCACCCCCCUGGAUGUGAACGUGAAGUCCAGCUGUGGCUACACCCCAUUGCACCUAGCGGCCAUCCAUGGACACCAGAGAAUCAUGAAGCUGCUGGUCCAGAAGUUGAACUCCAAGGUCCAUGUGCGGGACAGCAGUGGAAAGAGGCCUUGGCAAUACCUGAGCAGCUCAACCUCUGGAGAAGUGUGGCAGCUGCUGGGGGCUCCAAAGGGCAAGACAAUCUUCCCUAUCCAGCCCUUAGUCAGACAUGCCUCGCCCCCCAGAAAGGCCAAGAGCCAGGAGGUGGCCAGGAGCAUCAGCAGGAAAACCUCCCUCGCAGCCUGCCUGAAACCAAAGCACAUGAAAUGGAAAAUGGCUACCAAGUACCCUGCCCUGAGGGAGCGGGAGGAGUAUAGUGACUGACAAGGCAGCAGAGUUACCCCAAGGUGGGGACCACAUGUACAAGCCUUGGGUAUUUGGCACAGAGCCCUUCUAGGCAGGUUGGUUCGCACAAUGUGGGGUCAGUCUAGAGGUGGAGGAGAGGGGGCACUUUCUGGUUAACUUAGACUCUUACACUUGAACUACUAGGAGAUCCUUUUCUGGCCUAUUUUUAAUAGAAAAUCCAUCUAGAAACCUUCUGUCCAGUGAGCUAAUGCUGUGACAACUCCCUGCCGUAUGAGACCGCCAACUUUGGGAGGCAGCUGGGGACACUCGCUCCCUGAAGCUUAGCCAUGACCCCUACUUGAGAUCUCAGACUACUGGCCCCAAGUUCAGGCGGUUAGUCUCAGAAGCAGUUCUUUAGAUGCUGGAAAGGUGUGGUGGUGAAAGAUAGGCAAGGGAGUAAGUAGUGAUCACAGGAAGAAAAGAUUUUGAGAAAACCCUAAAUCAUCCCUAUCUGACCUGGCCUCCAGAUUGAAACCAAGAGCAGAGAGUGAGCCCAAACUCACCUUCAGGUACUUCCUGCUGUGGAGGGAGGCACAGAUCGUCACCAAAACAAUAACAGAAAUAUUCACGUGUCGGGGGAAGGGAGUGGUGAUAAAGCUGUUAAAUUGGAACAUCGUGUGCACUACACUAGUUGUACAGACAAAUAAUUCAUGUUAGCAGCCAAGGGUGUGUGAGGAGAGAAUGGAGACUCUUCCCUUGGGAAUGUUAAUGAGAGAGAUGAAGAAUCCCUGGCACAGUCCUCCUCCUAGAGACCCAACCUUUAAAGCUGCUUUGAUGAACAUCCAAGCCUUGUUGUUUCAGUGUAGAUCAAAAGACUAACUGAAAAAGGCACUGUCACAAAGAUGAGAAAUAUGGCUAAUCUAUUUAAAAAACAAUGUUUUUAAAUUAACAAGGUUCCUAAAGCUUUUUUUUUUUUUUAAUAAUGUGCAUUCAUUAGUCAUUCAUCAUGCUGCCAGUUAGUGUUAAAACAUUUUCUGGAAAGAAAAUGAUCAACAAAGCAGGGUGUCUGAUGUUCUUCUUAUUCUUUUCAUCCACAGCUGAGGACUAUUUGCGGGCUUUCACAUCUUCCUAACACAACACACACAAUCAGCAAUCAUACACCUUGGUGCUGGGCUACUUGUCCAAGGCCAGCUUCGUUAGUCCUGUUGCAUUUAUGCCAUCUGCCUGUCUUUCACAUUUGCACAGGUAAUUAUUCCUAAAUGCAACUGACUGGUUUUUGAUAGUUUUGAAAAUUAGAUGAAUUCUCCAUUUGAAUAUUCUAUGCAACAAUUUUUUUCUUGUUUUUGUUCCUUCAGUUUAAAGGAAAUAUUUCAUGGGUUUUAAGCUAUGGAAUAAUAUUUUACAAAACCUAAAUGGGGGGGGGGGGGCAAGUUUAUACACUGGCCCUUUAACCUUGAUGGAUUUUAAUAUUUCAAUCAAGGGCUGAACUCACUUUUAAAGCCAAAGAGGUUAAAGAGCGUGUGGCGAGCACCCUGCCGUUUCCAGGGGCCUUUUGUCUGUGAAGUCUCUGGGUGGGAUGGAGGUAAGAGCAGACACUCGGGGGGUUGAUAUUCAUUCCAGAACUGGGUCAUUCCAAGCCACUCCACACCCACCUUCUUUACAGUGUUCAGCAUCACGGGGUGUGCUAACAGUCUGCUGCUGUACCUCCCUGCUCACUUCAGGGGUGACGCUCACCCUGGCACAUAAGGCCCUCUUAACGUGCCCACCCCCAAAAAACCCCCCAGGGUACGGCAUGCUGAGUGGAGCAGGCAUGAAGGGAAUCUUGUACCUACACUACAUACUGUAGACAGGGGCCCUCAACCAGUCCCUUGAACGUGGAAGGUCACAAUGGCAUGAGGGUCAAAGUUACAGACCGAGAUUGACAUUUAUGCAGAUUUUUCUAUCACAUAGGUUUAGUAGGGCCAAGGCAGCCGUGAUCACUUACCCACUUAGUCCCUGACAAAUACCCCUGCUGCAGUCAAUACUGAGCCUGGGGCUGAUUUCCUCCCCUUCCCGCCCCUCGAUAUGCGUGACGCCUACUUCUAGCAUUCACUCCCAUGGCCCCUGCUUUAUCCUGGCUGUCCCUGUUCGGGGUAGAUGAGUGGGGCACAGCUACAGCGGAGAGGGGAAGGGCCAUAGGGGUUGAUAAGGGCAGCACUGAGGUCAGCCAUCCACCAAGAUGGCUAGGCUCUCCCUAGAAGCCCUGACCCUUCUACCCAGCUGUUCCAAGGCGCCAGGACACUAAUACAUAUUGAAGUUUGUGCUCCCUGCCCGCUCUGGUGGGCGAACCAUGCUCAUGUGUGGCAGGCAACAGCCAUUACUGCUAGAUCAAUCACCUGCAGAGGAAGGGCUAGAAACCUUGCCCUUCAUCUUACAAAAAAUAUCCAAACCCACAGGCUUCCAUCACCUGAGCUCAAGGAUCUCUCUCCUAAACCACCAGGUGAUAUCACACAGACCCUGAUCCUACAAACGUGCUUAACUUUACUAACAUCACUAAUCCCAGCCAAGUAGUAAAACCAACUAUUUCCCAUAACCUAUACCCUAUACCCUAUCAGCAUGUAACCUCAGGAGCUCUAUGAGCAUGAAUGCACAAAACUUCUGACUUGACUUGACCCAUUGCAUGGUUUUUUCAGUAGGACAAGGCAUGAUCUGCCCUGUAUUUGCAACCCAAAGGCUGCAGCAUCCUAAAGCAUUAGUCCCAGAAAGUGAAAUUGGCUGGAAGUGGAAUAUACUGAAAGUGACACUGCUGAGUCUAUUUUCAUUAUCCAAGCUGAGCAAACGGUACAAAGUUAAACCAAGAGAGCAUAAAUAGCAAAGAGCAACUUAGAUUUUUAAUAGGCUAAGAUGUUAUCCAAAAACAGGGAAGGAACUUUUAAACUGGCUUCUGGAAGUUCAGUCUAGGCAAAAGGAAUGGGCCCAACAAGAAUCAGUUACAUCUGAUAAAAAUCAACAAAGCAGAAUGGAGAAGAAUCAUAUUAAUAAAACUUCAGCUAUUAAUUCCCUUAAGAAAGUCUCACACGGCAACUAAAAGCAAGUAUAGUUGAACCUUGAGGUGAAAUUCCAAGACGCUGGGGUGAAAUUCCAAGACGCUGGGGUGAAAUUCCAAGACGCUGGUGAAGAAUGGCUGUAUAGUUCUGCCUUGUUAGCCUUUGCUUGGUUAUGUUUAUAUUUCUGUGUACUAAGGGUGAGAUUUUUCAAGCAAUUGGAGGGAAUUAGGUGUCCAAUUCAAGGGAACUGGGCACCAGACACCCACAGGUGUUUUUGAAAAUCUCAGCUUAUAUUAAUGUUCACAUGCAAAACAGCAGCAUUUGAAUAAAAGCUGAAAUCCCUUCCUUCCUGCUCCCAGCCCUCUGCAGCAACUCAUUGUAUCAGGUAUGUGCACUGUUCUGAGUCCCUGCUAACAUCAGGCGUAGGACAGGGUUCUGCAUCAGCUACAGGAACUCUACUUCUCAGCCAAGACCUUGUUUGAACUUGAAAUACUUAAACUACAAGUUUUGAUGGACCUCUCCUCCAUUAGCUUAUCUAGUUUGCUUUUGAACCCAGUGGUACUUUUGGCCUUCACAACAUCCCCUGGCUAUGAGUUCCACAGGUUAAUUGUACAAAGUACUUCUUCCACACAAUGCAUAAUUAACCUGUGGCACUCAGGGCCAUGGGCUGAGGUGAUGGCUAGAAGUAUAACUGGGUUCAAAAAACAACUAGGUCAUUUCAUGGAGAAUAGAUCCAUCAAUGACUAUUAGCCAACAUGGUUAGGGAUGUAACCCCAUGCUUGGGGUGUACCUAAACCUCUGACUGCCAGAAGAGGAAGAUGGGGUGGAUCCAUCCAACUGCCCUGUUCUGUACACUCCCCCUGAAGAUCUGGUACUGGCCAUUGUCAGAGACUGCUACUCUGGAUGGACCAUUGAUCUGACCCAGUAUAGCCGUUCUUAUGUUCCUAAGUAUCUGAAAAAGUGAUUGUGUAAUGGGAAUGCUGACAGAACCUUCACUCAGAUGGGGCCAGCAGAUGGAUCUCUUUGAUCUUUUACUACAGGAUUGUUUAUGAGCCCAGUGGCUGCUGACAUUAAUAAUACCUAGCUCUUAUGACACCUUUUUUAAAGCAUUCAGUCAUUUCAUAUAGGCACAGAAAUUCACUUCACCCACAAAGUCUGAGUAGUCAGGCUUUCUGCAGGCAAAGUCUACAGGAGUGAAGAGGGUGAAAUCCAUCCUUCA